GGGAUUCUAUUCAUCUCAUCUCCUUGGGACCUGAGCAUUCAUUCAUUUCACAUUCAUAGUAGACCCUAUUCUCCACUCACUCUCCUCCAUUGGCCUCCCCAGAAUACAAUUCCAUUUUCUUCCAUUCUCUUUUCUUUCUCGGUUGCUUUAUGGGUCCUUUUCACGAUUCCGGCCGUUUUGUCAUUCUAAUUACACUAAAUUAUUAUUAUUAUUAUGUGGAUGGUGAUGAUUGUCAUAAUCCCAACCCCUUUUAUCCCCAUUUAUACUUCCUGAUAAUUUGUAAUUGCAAUUGCAAGCUUCAUUAUCCAUGCCUAAGCCAGAAUUGCUAAAGAUAAAAUUAUCACUAGGUGAUAGAGAAUGUGCCAUACUGCCAUGUACAAGACAUUCUCUUUCUGGAAGUUUUCCUUGCAUCAAUCAGUUCACCUGCUUAUGCUCAUGGUUUUCUCCACGAGUUGUUAUUCCUUCACUAAGCCUAAAGUCGAAGGUGAAGCUCUGAUAGAACUUCUUAAAGCUCUAAAUGAUUCCAAUGGUAAAGUCAAUGAUUGGAAUAACGAUUUUGUGAGCCCUUGCUUCAGCUGGUCUCAUGUCACAUGCAAAAAUGGAAAUGUUAUAUCCCUGAGCCUAUCUGCAAAUGGAUUUUCAGGAACACUUUCACCAUCAAUAACCAAAUUGAAAUUUUUGGUUAGCCUGGAUUUGCACGACAAUAAUCUAUCAGGUGUGUUGCCUGAUUAUCUUGGUGGUAUGUUGAAUCUACAAAACCUGAAUCUGGCAAACAAUAAAUUCAAUGGCUCUAUUCCACAAGCUUGGGAUAGCCUUUCAAGUCUUAAGAAUCUGGAUCUCUCUUCCAAUGAUCUGGUUGGAGGUGUUCCGCUGAAGCUGUUUUCAGUACCAAUAUACAAGAUAGAGCAGUAGUUUGAGCUUGUGAGGAGUCAUUUACCAAAAAUUCUUCCUAUCUUAGUUUUUCGAAUACCCAACUUAGAUGUGGCAAGGGUUCCCAUCAACCUUGUGCCUCAAGCUCCUCUGUCCCAGCAGUUACCCCUGGAAAAUCAAAGCUUGCGAUUGUUAUUAUCGGUGCAAGCUGUGGUGCUUUCAUUCUGCUGCUACUUGGGGCUAUAUUCAUAUGUCGAUCCAAUCUCUUUUGUAGGGUCGAAAGAGACAUUUUUGUUGAUGUGCAAGGUGAAGAUGAACGCAAAUUCUCCUAUGGUCAGAUAAGAAGAUUUUCCUGGCGUGAAAUACAAAUUGCAACUGAAGAUUUCAAAGAGAGCAACAUCAUAGGGAAAGGGGGCUUUGGUAAAGUCUAUAAAGGUCUUCUCUCAGACAAGACAAAAGUUGCUGUCAAACGACUCGAGAAUUACCACAGUCCCGGGGGAGAGGCGGCAUUUUUAAGAGAAAUCCAGUUGAUAAGUGUUGCAGUUCAUCGAAAUCUCCUACGCUUAAUCGGUUUCUGCACAACCCCAUCUGAGAGAGUUCUUGUUUAUCCUUUCAUGCAGAAUCUGUCUGUUGCUUAUCGUUUAAGAGAACUGAGACCAGGAGAGGAAGGCCUGGAGUGGCCAGCAAGAAAACACAUAGCUUUUGGAGCAGCGCGUGGACUAGAGUACCUACACGAACAUUGCAUCCCAAAGAUCAUACAUAGAGAUCUAAAGGCAGCAAAUAUCCUCCUAGAUGAUAAUUUUGAGCCUGUACUCGGAGAUUUUGGGUUAGCAAAACUUGUUGAUACAAAAUUGACACAUGUGACUACUCAAGUCCGCGGAACAAUGGGACACAUUGCCCCGGAGUACUUGACUACCGGAAAAUCAUCAGAGAAAACAGAUGUUUUUGGAUAUGGCAUCACACUUCUAGAGCUUGUAACAGGAAAACGUGCUAUUGAUUUUUCUCGCCUGGAAGAUGAGGAAGACGUUCUACUAUUGGAUCAUGUCAAAAACUUAUUGAGAGAGAAAAGGCUAAAUGACAUUAUGGACCCAAACCUGAAAAACUAUGAUGUAAAAGAAGUAGAGAUCAUCCUUCAAGUUGCUAUGCUAUGCACCCAAACAUCGCCUGAAGAUCGUCCGAGAAUGACUGAAGUCAUAAGCAUGCUUCAGGGUGUGGGGCUGACUACGAGAUGGGCAGAGUGGGAGCAGCUCGACGAAGUAAGGAAUCAUGAGUUUACCAAUGUUGGCCACAAAUUUUUGUGGGGUGAAGAUUCUACAUAUGAUCAAGAAGCUGUACAGUUGUCUGAACCCAGGUAAGGAGCCGAAAGAAUGAAGUUAAAUCAAUGAUGUCUGUUUGUAGAUUUUACAUCAUUGUAGCAUAACUUCUUACGCAACAUAAUGUGUAACAUAGUAUUUUCUUUCUUAUAUAUUGUUAUUAUUUCAGUUGAGUCCUCUCGUCUAUUCACUUAUGCAUCCUUCAUUCUGUCCUAUGGCAAACUGAUACCUCAAACUCCUGACAUGGAAAUCCGUAGUCUUCUUCAUGGAGAUAAGCCCUUGAAUUUUUG
Cuscuta epithymum is the source of this 2473-nucleotide messenger RNA. NCBI's taxonomy places the organism in Eukaryota, Viridiplantae, Streptophyta, Magnoliopsida, Solanales, Convolvulaceae. The record is from the annotation of a GenBank genome assembly.